ACGCAAGUGAUGACGUACUCUGACGUCAUAACCUACGGGCGUGCUGAUUGGGCGCGAGUGAGGCGUGGUUGUUGAUUGGCUAACUGCUCGGGUUAUCAUCGAUUUGGAGCAAUAAUAUUUUCCCUCUUCAUAAAGAGCAACACUCUGUGUUUGUCAGUAGCAGAGGUAAUGGAAAUGAAGACCCUCAAAGCGAAAAAGUACUUAGAACGGCGCUUUUGAAACCUCCAAGUCGGUAAAAUCAAAAUAAACAAUCGAGAAGAGUUGCCAAUGCUCGCCAUCCCGCCGCCUGGAUCCAUUCGCCAGCGUUCGCCGAUAGUGUUGCCAGAAGACGCCGAGGUGAAAGGUGUUCUUCGCAGGGUUUCCUCGUGUCCCUCCCUCGUUCUCGUGAGUGGUAACAUGUUCAAGAUGUAAGCCAGGUCGCGGCAGGAAAAGCGUACUGUGAUAAGAGAUGUGAUAACCUUUGAAAUACCACCUCCCCCUCUCUAAGAAGGCGCGAGGGGAAUAAAUUUGUUGUGCAGGAAUAUUUUCCAAGUGAGAGAUGAAGAUGAAGGCGAUGAUGAUGGUGACCUUUUGCGAAUGUGAAGUACGAGGGUAUUAGAGGGAAAAAGGCUGCUGAGGUUGUCUCCACGAGGCCUGAGGGAGCCUAAAGUUGCUUGCCCGAGGACCAUUAAUUAGAAAUAGAGCCAGGUACAGGUGUUGGUGUGAGGUAGUGACAGUGCGUCCAUAAAGGAAACAAGCAACAGAGUCAACGUACAUUGACAGGAAUAUAUAUCUACGACCACAGGCAGUCUUCAUUCCAGUCGGAGGAUGAGAUAGCGAGAGGAGCCGCCAUGGUGCUGGUCAAGGAGUACAGGAUACCCCUCCCGCUCACCGUGGAAGAGUAUAGGAUCGCCCAGCUCUUUAUGAUUGCUAAAAAGUCCCGGCAAGAGAGUCAUGGCGAAGGAAGUGGCGUUGAGAUCUUGGUCAAUGAGCCUUAUGAAAAUGGCCCUGGACCAGACGGCAGAGGCCAAUACACCCAUAAAGUUUACCAUGUUGGCAGCCAUUUACCAGGGUGGCUGAAAUCCCUCAUCCCAAAGUCAGCCCUGUCGGUAGAAGAGGAGGCAUGGAACGCUUAUCCCUAUACCAAGACUCGCUUCACAUGUCCCUUUGUGGAGAAAUUUAGCAUGGAAGUGGAGACUUACUACUUCAACGAUGGGGGGCACCAAGAGAAUGUCUUCAAGCUCUCCAAUUCAGAGAUGAAACAGAGGGAAGUUGAUCUCAUUGAUGUUGUGCGAGACCAGUUGUAUGGAGCUGACUACAAGGAGGAAGAAGAUCCCCGUAAAUAUGUGUCACAAAAGACCAGUCGUGGACCCUUAGGAGAUAAUUGGAUUAAUGAGUACUGGGAAAUGUGCAAGGAUAAACCAACUCCCUUGCCUACAGGUGAGGCAAUUAUGUGUGCGUACAAGUUAUGCAAGGUAGAAUUUCGCUACUGGGGUAUGCAGACAAAAAUUGAAAAAUUUAUUCAUGAUGUUGCUCUUAGGAAGACCAUGCUUCGGGCCCACAGACAAGCUUGGGCCUGGAUGGAUGAGUGGUGGGGGCUAACCAUAGAGGAUAUACGUAACAUUGAAAAGGAGACCCAGGAUCUUCUUGCUAAAAAAUAUGGUGCAGGGGAAGAUGAAGAGGGUGAGGAGGAGGAAGGUGACAGAGGAAAUGUUACGCCAGAAGUUAACGCAGACUUGCCUCAGAGCCCUAGUGUUUCGUCUGAUAGAACCCCUAAUCUAGAACAGCUGAGUCAAAGCGAUUCCUUUAGGACUAGCAAUGAUUUAGGUGAGCGUCAUUUAUACGAGGAUGAGGAGGGAGUGGUAAAGGGAGGAAUGAAGAAUAUAAACAAUAAUAAUAAUAAUAUGGAUGGAAAUGACAGUAGAAGAUUUUCGGGUACGAGCCCCAAGCUCAGAAGAAGGGAGCUGAACGUAAGCAUGGACAGUGUUCUUACCGAUGAAACCAGAAAGAGAGGGUCUUGGUCAAGAAGUGGAUCUAGAAACACAUUAAAUUCCCAGAACCAAGCAAACUGGAGAAUGGAGAGUAUUAGAAGGGACUCAGACUCUUCAGGAAGUGAUGAAGAGUUCUUUGACUGCCAAGGGUCAGCCAUCCCCAUAAUAAAGGAAGACCUGGAGGAGACAGCUGCAUUACACAAGUGGAGUUCAUUAGAGCUUUUGCCUCAAGACAGUGAUACUCAGUCUACCAUCAGCCAGCCGGGAAAUGAAGCAGACAGUAUCUUCUCCCAGUCCUUUAUGUCAAGGGUGGCUGCUGAGCGCAGUCGGGUUCUGGGUCGCAGCAUGGAGGCCUCAGCGCCAUCAUCCCCGUCCCACUCCCCCUCUCACCAGCCAGGCCCCUGCUCCAACACUGUCCUGCUCCUAGUCAUUCAUGCUGGAUCCGUCCUUGAUCCAAAUUCAGUCCCCAGCGCAAGUCUUCAUCUUCAAGAGCCUGUAGAACAUCUUACUUUUAUGAGGAUCAGUUACAUGUGGAAAUUCAGUAUGGCAAAAAGUAUGUAUCUUUUGCUUCACUUGGUAAUUUGCUAUCUUUUUCUCUACAGUGACCAUGGCCACAGCAGACUGGAUUUUGAAGUCUCAGACGUGUUCAUGUUUGGAUGCCCAUUAGCCCUCGUAUUAGUGUACCGCAAGAUGGUGAAUGCAGAAGAUAAGAAUUGUAUGAUACAAAGACCAGCUUGCCAACAAGUGUAUAACUUAUUCCACCCAACGGAUCCACUGGCUGUCCGUUUGGAGCCUUUACUCUCUGCCAGGUUUUCUCUACUCCCUCCAAUCACAAUUCCCCGCUACACAAAGUACCCUCUCGGAGACGGGAACCCAACACAUCUGUUGGAAUGCAUUCAGACUCAUGGAGAGGUGUUCCUUGACAUUGGAGGAGCCACUGGAUCUCCGUCUUUAGCAGGACAGGCUCGAAGAAUGUCCGAUGCCUCUAUUCUUUCCACCAUGUCAGGAAUGGCAGAUACUGUUCCUCUUGCAACAAUCAAUGCUUUGAGUCAGCGCUGGUGGGGAACGAAACGUCUGGAUUAUGCUCUGUACUGCCCAGAGGGCCUUGCAAACUUCCCGACCAACUCCUUGCCUCAUUUAUUCCAUGCGUCAUACUGGGAGUCCUCAGAUGUGAUUGCUUUCAUUCUCAGACAGCUGGUUCGAACAGAUCACGCAGCUCUAACAGCAGAUGACAAAGAUCUGCCAGUGUUCUCCCCCACACAGCCCAGGGAGAAAUGGAUGAAGAAGAGAACCUCUGUCAAGAUUAAGAAUGUUGCUGCCAAUCAUAGAGGGAAUGACGUGAUUGUACGUGAAGGUGCCCCACAGUGCAUACAAGCAAGAUUCAUGUAUGGACCUCUAGAUAUGGUAGCUCUCUCAGGUGAAAAGGUGGACAUUCAUAUUAUGCGAGAUCCCCCAGGAGGGGACUGGCAGCAAAUAAGCACAGAAGUAACGGACAAGAAUGGGCGCAUAUCAUUCACAAUUGCCCCAGAGAAAGCUCUUGGGUAUGGGAUGUAUCCUGUGAAAAUGAUUGUCAGAGGUGACCACACCAGUGCUACUCUUUACUUGACUGUUGUGCCCCCCAAAACUGAGAGUGUAGUGUUUAGUAUUGAUGGGUCCUUCACAGCUUCAGUGUCAGUAACAGGCCGGGAUCCUAAAGUUCGCGCAGGAGCUGUCGACGUUGUUCGGCACUGGCAAGAACUUGGAUACUUGAUAAUCUACGUGACUGGCCGGCCAGACAUGCAGCAGCAGAAAGUUGUGUCGUGGCUGGCCCAACACAACUUCCCCCAUGGCCUAGUCUCUUUUGCAGACGGUCUCACCAGGGAUCCACUGGCACAUAAAGCUGAAUAUCUACGAGGAUUGAUCCAAGAUCAUGCGAUCGUCAUUGUGGCAGCAUAUGGAAGUUCAAAGGACAUAGCAGUGUAUAACAGUAUUGGCUUGAAGACAGGCCAGAUUUACAUUGUGGGAAAGGCCAGCAAAAAGCAACAUGCAAAUGCACAGGUCUUAAGUGACGGUUAUGCUGCCCAUUUGUCCUCGCUGUCAGCCUUAGGCAAAUCGAGGCCUGCGAGAGGAAACCCACAAAUGGUCAUUCCUCGUGGUUUCUUUGGUCUGCCUGGCCAAAACAAUGCUUUGAGGAGACGACGUUCUGCCAAACGGACUACGUCUUUUCCCGUCCUGGGAGCUUCAGCAAGUGAAGGUGUAAUCAGGUCCAGAGGUUCAUCUCACUCCCCACAUCCAAAUCAUAUGAGCAUGAGGCGAUAGUAGUACCUAUAUUCUGAACACAGAGUUGGCCUGUUAUUUAUGUUAUUAGACAAGAGGAAGAGAUUUGCUUUGAUCAUUGAUGAUGGCAAAAGGUUGAAGUGAAGGGUUAUAAGCUGUUUGACAUGUGCAGUCUGACAUUAUGACUGUUUUUGGAAGACUUGUAUGAAAAGUGACAAGACUGUAUGAAUGUAACUAUUAGAGAUUUAAUGAAAUCUUAUCAGAACAGUACAGUGAAGAAUGUGCAUUCUAUUGGAACUCCUUUUUUUUUUUUUUUUUUCCUCUUUUUUAUGAAAUGUGAUGCUUUUUCUGGUAUACAUGUAGGAGAGAAUUAAACUACUGUAUAUCUUAGUAGGAAUUGUUGCCAUACUUUAGUAUUUGUUUAAAGGAUCACAAUUAUGCAUGUUUAUACUUGGUUACGGUUGUAUGUUUGUACUCAAGUGUACAGAAUAUUAUUUGAACAUAAUAUAUCUAAAUGAUGGAUAGACUUUAUUAUAAAGAGUAUUCUCUUGAAGUGAUAAUUGUAAACUUCAUAUUAUUGAUAUUGUAAUAGAAUUUAUCUCAGGUUAUGAUUCAGUGUUACUGAAGAUGAUGCUGUGCUGUGUAUGUUACUGCUAGAAGGAUACAAUGUUUUAUUUUUUUCUCUCAUAAUUAUGUUUGUACAGUAUUAUAGAGAUUUUUUUAUCUUUUUUCUUUUCUUAUAGGUUUUCUUGUAUCAAGGGCCAUCUCAACGUAAUUUUUUUUCUAAAUCACUAGAUUUUUACUGUUCAGAUUGAAUGGGACAGAACAUGUAUGCUCGAGUCUUUUUUUUUUUUUUUUUUUUUUUUUUUUUUUUUUUUUAAGGAAACUUUUGUCUUUUAAAAUUGUGAUUUAAGCAUUAUUUUUCAUUCUCUUACAGUCUUAAUAUUAGUGUAAUUAUCAUUGUUAUUGUUGUCUUUUGUUUUAGCUAUUACUUUUUGUAUUAUCAAUAUUACAUUUUCAUGAUUUUUACAUUAAUAUAAACCAGCUGAAAUUCAUCUUCACUUAAAAAUAUUUUGGGGCAAAGAAAGUGUAAAUUUAUAUAUUCUUUUGCAUAUCAUCUUUUAGCAGUUGUAAGAAAAGUAACAGAAAUGGCAGUAUUACAUAGAUAUGACAUAAAAAAUUAUAUAAUUUGUAUUUAUUAAUGUUAUUAUUUAUUCAAUUUUCUUAAGGUAUGUAUGUUUUUCAGUAGGAAUUCUUGGAAGAAAUUAAACCCCCUUUAGUCUCAAUUUAUUCUUGUGUUAUGCAACAUGAUGUCUCAUCUUUGAGAACUGUAUAAUAUGGAUUCAGGCAUUAUGUAAGAGGACAUUCUGUGCAAAGUUCCCGCUGAUUGCCCUUGUUAAUUAACUUCAGCAGUCACUCUGUGUGUCUUCUGGUAUUAGUGAAGCAAUUUAUGUAUGUACAGACUAUUGAAAUUGUUAUACCUAGUUUUUAUGUAGCCUGAUAUUAGUAAAUUAUGUUUAUAAUGAUAAUAUCAAAACAUUUGUUAUUAGCUGUAUAUCAUAUUUUAAUGUCAGAAACAUAGUGAAAGGCAAAUAUUUAACAGUAAGUUAGAAUACUCAGUCUGUAUGUCUUAUUAACUUGGUAACUAGAGUAUAUGUUAUUUUUCUCUAAUUUAUUUAGUAUUUUUAAAUCUAUUAUUUACAAUGAAAUUCUUUGUUAAAAGACAGGUCUGUGUUAUGGCCAAAGUUUUGUCUAUUAAUCAUUGAGUAAAGUUUUGUGAAUAUAAUUUUCUCCCCCUUUACUUUUAUAUUAUUAAAUUCACUACAAAUCCUGGUCUAUAAAUAGUUGGAACAUGAAAGGCAAUUUAAGUUAUCGACAAAAGUACUGGACAUCAAUUUCUCUUUAUAUAAGAACUUGAUGGCUCUGUACAUCUUAGUAUAUUGUGCCAUCCUUAAAGAAAAGGUUUAGAAGAGUCAUAGGAAAGGAAAAGAGAGAAAAAAAGAAAGAGUUAGCAACUUUACAACACAUAAUCUGGUGGCCCUUAGUGUAAGGCAGCUAUCUAGAGAGGAUAGAGGUUUUGAUUCAGAAACACUGGAUAUGGUAAGAGAUCCUGAGAAUGCCCUAA
Penaeus vannamei (Pacific white shrimp) is the source of this 6351-nucleotide messenger RNA. Lineage: Eukaryota; Metazoa; Arthropoda; Malacostraca; Decapoda; Penaeidae. The record is from RefSeq and is a predicted model, not a curated record.